AUUUAUCAGGGAUUAUCAUAUGGAAUUGUUUGUAAUUAAAGAGGUUUUUAUGAACAGUUCAUGCAGAAAUCAAGAUCUUGUUAUCUGUAAUUUAAUGUCUCCUUGUUUCAACAUAAAUUUGUAACACAGCUAUGUGAGCUACCGAAGCUUACAAACGUCACAAUGGUGAAGCAUAUACUCUUGUCAUGGUUAUUGACUUUGGCAACAAGUGUGGUUGCGUACAAAAACCCGCACUAUGUGACCGGUCGUUCUGUCAACGUGCAUCUUUUCGAAUGGAAAUGGAACGACAUUGCUGACGAGUGUGAGCGAUUCUUGGGACCUAGAGGCUUUGGAGGAAUACAGAUAUCGCCCCCCAACGAGAAUGUUGUGCUAUGGACAUACAACAGACCCUGGUGGGAGAGAUACCAGCCGAUUUCAUAUGAGCUAGUAACUCGCUCAGGAAAUGAAAGGCAAUUCGCUGAUAUGGUGAGGAGAUGCAAUGCUGCUGGAGUUAGGAUUUACGUGGACGCCGUCAUUAAUCAUAUGACUGGCGAACCUCCAGAGAAUAUCGGGACUGCGGGUAACACUGCUGUUUACCGGGAAUGGUAUUACCCUGCUGUUCCAUACCGAGCGGAACAUUUCAACUGGCCUCACUGUGUUAUUGAUGGUUCUGACUACGUCAAUGACGCUUUGAGGGUACGCAACUGUGAGCUGGUAGGCUUGAAGGAUCUCAAUCAAGCUAAUGAGCACACCAGAAACAUGAUUGUCAAUUUUAUGAACAAACUCAUUGACUUAGGUGUCGCCGGAUUUAGGAUUGACGCAGCAAAACACAUGUGGCCUGAGGAUCUGCUUAUUAUUUACAAUCGUUUGAACAAUCUUAACACUGCCCACGGCUUUCCGUCCAACGCUCGGCCCUACAUCUAUCAGGAAGUCAUUGACUACGGCGGUGAGGCAAUCAGUAGGGACGAGUACACUCCUAUUGGUGCUGUAACCGAAUUCAAGGCCGGCAUGGAACUUAGCAGAGCAUUCAGAGGGAAUAAUCAACUUCGUUGGUUAUCAAGCUGGGGAACGCAAUGGGGCCUUUUAGCCCACAGUGACUCCUUAACUUUUAUUGACAAUCACGAUAACGAAAGGGGACACGGAGGUGGAGGAGGAGUCCUCACGUACAAAGAACCACGUCCAUACAAAGCCGCUAUCGCUUUCCUACUUGCUCAUCCGUACGGAGAGCCCCAGAUAAUGAGUAGUUUCCUGUUUUGGGAUUCAGAGAUCGGACCACCUAUGGAUCAUUCGGGAAAUAUUAUAUCACCUGCUAUCAACUCGGAUGGAACCUGCGGUAACGGUUGGGUUUGCCAACACCGCUGGAGACAGAUUUACAGCAUGGUCGCCUUUAGGAACGUGGCAGGAAACACUGAUGUCGUUGAGUGGUGGGAUAAUGGCAGUAAUCAGAUUGCCUUCUGUCGAGGCACUAAAGCUUUUAUUGCUUUCAAUAACGACCGUUGGGACCUUAAUCAGAGUUUGCAGACUUGUCUUCCAGCGGGUAGUUACUGCGACGUGAUAUCUGGCAGUAAAAUUGGUAGUUGGUGUCAAGGUAAAACCGUGACUGUUCAGAGCGACGGACGAGCUCAAAUUCAAGUGGGUGCCAACGAUUAUGACAUGAUGCUGGCCAUCCAUGUUGGACCCGAGAGUCGCAUAUGAUAACGAAGACGAAGAUAAUGUAACCCCAAAAGCUAUUGAAAUCUUUUUUUAAAUAAAAACUAUUUUGAGUUCCU
Bombyx mori (domestic silkworm) is the source of this 1748-nucleotide messenger RNA. Its product is annotated as alpha-amylase 2. Gene Ontology annotation, biological process: carbohydrate metabolic process. NCBI's taxonomy places the organism in Eukaryota, Metazoa, Arthropoda, Insecta, Lepidoptera, Bombycidae. Gene Ontology annotation, molecular function: alpha-amylase activity; cation binding. The record is from RefSeq and is a predicted model, not a curated record. The transcript has 9 exons. The coding region runs from base 163 to 1674 and encodes 503 amino acids.